Candidula unifasciata is the source of this 774-nucleotide messenger RNA. The record is from the annotation of a GenBank genome assembly. Lineage: Eukaryota; Metazoa; Mollusca; Gastropoda; Stylommatophora; Geomitridae.
AUGUCUUUAGGAGAUGAUAUCGCUGAAAGAUUCAGAGAAGCAGCAUGUGUUGGAGACUUGACUUUGUUAACUAAGUUAGAACUACAAGGAGUGGAUUUAAACAGCAAAAAUAGUAUGAAUGGGUGGACAGCCUUGCACUGGGCAUGCAAGAGGAACCAUGUUGCUGUUGUGAAGUACUUACUCGACAGAGGUGCGGACAGAAAUAUCAAGAACAAAGAUGGACACACUCCAGCACAGCUGACAUCAAAUGAAGAAAUCCGCAAUCUGUUAGGAGUGUCUUCUGAAUGUGAAGUGAAAACAACCCCCCUGCCAAUUUUGCCAAACUACCUGGCCAGCCCUGCGUUUCCUUAUAUAAGCAAUGACAGGGAUAACCAGUCACAUUUUCCAGUGAACAGCAUGUACUACAAGGCUUCAGGAGGUGACGGCAGAUCUGUUUACACACCCACGGUCUCCAGUAGCAUGUCUGAUGAAUUGGUGCUGAAAGCACGCCUAGCAAAUAGCGAUGAAAAAGACUUCAUUGAAAUAGAGCUUCCUCGCACUCAGCUACAUUUUGCUGGCCUGUUCAGUUUGAUGUGUGCUGAACUAGGUGUGGACAAAAGUCUUGUAGCAAAGAUUCGCAAGCUGCCGGACACUAUCAUCCGAAAGGAUAAAGAUGUAAAGAGGUUGACAGACUUCCAGGAGUUGGAAUUAGUGCUAACAAACAAAGCAGCCAGCGCAGCAUCACGUACCUAUUGUUUGGCUCCAGCAAGGAAUAAUGAGACUAUUUUAUAUUAA